Messenger RNA from Eptesicus fuscus (big brown bat), 2269 nucleotides. RefSeq names its product prostaglandin reductase 2 (gene PTGR2). The record is from RefSeq and is a predicted model, not a curated record. Gene Ontology annotation, molecular function: 15-oxoprostaglandin 13-reductase [NAD(P)+] activity. The transcript is spliced from 9 exons. Gene Ontology annotation, biological process: prostaglandin metabolic process. Bases 44 to 1108 code for a protein of 354 amino acids. Lineage: Eukaryota; Metazoa; Chordata; Mammalia; Chiroptera; Vespertilionidae.
ACUUUAUACAGAAAUCUCGUAAGAUCCCUGUGCAAACAAGGUGAUGAUUGUACAAAGAGUGGUAUUGAAUUCCCGACCUGGAAAAAAUGGUAAUCCAGUGGCAGAAAAUUUCCGAGUAGAAGAAGUAAGUUUACCAGAUCAUAUCAAUGAAGGACAAGUACAAGUCAGAACUCUCUAUCUUUCUGUGGAUCCUUACAUGCGCUGUAAAAUGAAUGAAGACUCUGGGUCUGAUUAUUUAGCACCUUGGCAGUUGUCUCAAGUGGUUGACGGAGGAGGUAUAGGGAUUAUAGAAGAAAGCAAACACACAAAUUUUACUAAAGGCGAUUUUGUGACUUCUUUCUACUGGCCCUGGCAAACCAAGGUUAUUCUGGAUGGAAAUAGCCUAGAAAAGGUAGACCCGCAACUCGUGAAUGGACAUCUUUCAUAUUUUCUUGGAGCUAUUGGUAUGCCUGGUUUAACUUCCUUGAUUGGGAUACAGGAAAAAGGUCAUAUAACUCCUGGAUCUAAUCAGACAAUGGUUGUUAGUGGGGCUGCUGGUGCUUGUGGAUCCUUGGCUGGGCAGAUUGGUCACUUGAUGGGCUGUUCCCGAGUGGUGGGAAUUUGUGGAACACAGGAGAAGUGCCUCCUUUUGACUUCAGAACUGGGCUUUGAUGCUGCAAUUAAUUAUAAAAAAGACAAUGUAGCAGAACAGCUCCGGAAACUAUGCCCAGCUGGUGUGGAUGUUUACUUUGACAAUGUUGGCGGUGACAUAAGUAAUACAGUGAUAAGUCAGAUGAAUAAGAACAGUCACAUCAUCCUGUGUGGUCAAAUUUCUCAGUACAACAAAGAUGUGCCUUAUCCUCCUCCACUACCUCCUGCUGUAGAGGCAAUCCAGAAAGAAAGAAACAUUGCAAGAGAAAGAUUUCUGGUGUUAAAUUAUAAGGACAAAUUUGAGUCUGGUAUUCUACAGCUGAGUCAAUGGUUUAAAGAAGGAAAGCUAAAGAUUAAAGAAACUAUGACAAAUGGAUUAGAAAACAUGGGAGCUGCAUUCCAGUCCAUGAUGACAGGAGGUAAUAUUGGAAAGCAAAUAGUUUGCAUUUCAGAAGAAACCUCUUUGCAGUCUCUAUAAACACCUUCAUCAAGGAAAUACAGAUUUCUUUCCAUUUUGCACAAAGACUUUCAUGACACAUUAAAAGAAACAAAAACCUUAGAGUGCAGAUAGCUUUUGGUUUAAAUGUAAUAAUAGGUGAUUAUUUUCUUAGUUGCAAAAUAAUUCUUUCUAUAUCUUCCAUAUUAUAUAUGUACUCUACAUCCAAAGUAUUAUUUACAACAAUAGAUUGAAGUCAAAAUGAUCUAUUUUUCUUUCUUUUCCUAAAACUAUUACAUAUGAUAUUUUUAUCAGAUAUACUGAAACCACUGGAGAUUUGAUACAACUAUUAAUGGAUCAUACAAAACAGCUUUUUAAAAUUAAUAACUUUUAUUGAAAAUGUAAUAGUUGAGAAGGCAUUUAGUAUAUAUUUGUAGAACUGGAAAUGUUUUACAUAAUUCUUGAACUGAAACUUGGCAUAAGAAGAAAAUUGAGAUGGCCUUUCUAUAUUGUACAUAAAAAAGGGACUUAAUGGCAGGGUGUUUGUCUGGAGUUUGGGGAAUUCAGAGCUCUGUGUUGGGACUAGUAUGAGAAGAUAAGUAGAGGUUCAUUAGGUUGAUGGAGAGACUGCAUUUGCUACAGAAGAUGAUCUAUUUGUGUUAUGCCAAAUUUACUGUAUAGUCUAAUAACUCAAAUAUUUAUUGAUAAGAGCAUAUGUUUAUUUUAGGUUAGCAGGCACAUACUGUCAAAUAGUUGUCAAGAUUUCCAGGGCAAAUAGAUAAACAUCACUUGGAGUUUUUGGUGAUUAAAAAGAUUGAGACAGUCUGGCUGGUGUGGCUCAGUGGUUGAGCAUCAACCCCAGACCCAAGAGGUCACUGGUUUGAUUCCUGAUUAGGGCACAUGCCUGGUUUGCAGGCAUCAUUCCAAAUAGGGGGUGUGUAGGAGGCAGCCAAUCCAUGAUUCUCUCUCACCAUUGAUGUUUCUGUCUCUUCCUCUCUUUCCUCUCUCUCUAAAAAUCAAUAAAAAUAUAUUUUUAAGCCCUAACCGGUUUGGCUCAGUGGAUAGAGCAUUGGCCUGUGGACUCAGGAGUCCCAGAUUCGAUUCCGGUCAGGGGCAUGUACUGUGGUUGCGGGCACAUACCCAGUGGGGAGUGUGCGGGAGGCGGCUUAUCGAUGUUUCUCUCUCAUCGAUGUUUCUGGCUCU